AUUAAAUAAUCAGUCCCCCCUCCACACCUAAGCUGCUGCCACGUAAGGCUUCCCUCCCUCCCGAGUCGUAAGUCUGUUAUCAGUAGAUAGUAGAGGUGUUAGUACCGACGGCCUUAUCGUUACUACUACUGAUAAGCUGGAAUAAGACGGAGCUGGGUACUUCCUCUGUCCUCGCGCGCGCGCACACAUUUCACACACACUCAUUCAGUCGUCUUGUACACCACCACCACCCAGAAGACGAUCUACCCUCCUCCUCCCCCACCCCCACACUCCCACAGUUAACGUUUACGAGUGUAUACUGUUAUAGAAGAAGGUAGGAGGAAGUGAGUCAAUACCUCCUGCUCCUUCACUGGAUAAUUGUGGAGACCUUAGCAAGACACAUCGUCAACCUGGGAGAUUGAGGCCGACGGUAACUGUGUUGACCCGGGAAGCCAAGCCUCAGGGGUGUGUGUGUGUGUGGGACCUCUGACCCGGUCCUGUACCACGGUGUAACUUAACGAGCUACCUGUCUGUCUGCCUACCUGUCUGUCUACCUACCUGCCUGCCUGGUGGCCCCCGGUGAGAGCCAGUCACCAGCAUGGCCAGAUGAUGACACACAAUACCGUCCUUAGUAUUUCAACCCCAUGUGAUGACACCACUAUGAAGAGUUGACCUCGUGUCUCCCCCAUCCCCCACCCCUGUUCCCUCCAGCACCCGCGCCACCACACUGGUCAAGGUGUGGAUCUCGUAGGCGUGGGCAGCGUGUGGGCGUGUAGUGGCUUUGAGACCCGGUGAGGGGCGUGGUGUCCGGUGUUUGUACUGUGUUAGGUAAGCGCUGGGUCGCGUCAUGGACCUCAAGAUGCUGCACAAGAGCUCCACCUUCAGUUCCUUCACCUCCGGCACGGCCAAGAUCGGCUCUUGGUUCAGUCACAUCGGCGACCGACGGCGGAAGACCUCGGCUAAUUCCGUCCUCAAGACCUCCAAGUCCCUCCAGCUAGGUGUGGUGCAUGAGGUUCCCAGGAUUGGCAGUGAUGGAGAGAGUGAGGAGGCGUCAGGGGCCAGCGAUGAAGUCACCUCACCCGUCAACGUUAAACUCAGGCAGAAUAAAAAUCGACGCAUUACACAAGAGGAUGUCAACAAACGGUUAUCGUUGCCAGCGGAUUUGCGGGUGCCAGAUGCGUUUCUUCAGAAGCAGUCCAUUAGCCCAGAUGGUCCUCUCAGCCGAGCUUCUCGUAGACAAUCCCUAUCAGAAAUUGGUUUUGGGAGAAUGGAAACAUAUACCAAACUUGAUAAGUUAGGAGAGGGAACAUAUGCAACAGUGUACAAAGGACGAUCACGACUAACUGACAAUCUAGUGGCGCUGAAGGAGAUUCGGUUGGAACAUGAAGAGGGUGCACCAUGUACAGCCAUCAGGGAGGUGUCUCUGCUCAAGGAACUCAAACAUGCAAAUAUUGUCACAUUACAUGAUAUUGUUCAUACAGACAAGAGUUUAACUCUUGUAUUUGAGUAUUUAGACCGUGAUCUUAAACAAUACAUGGAUGAAUGUGGAGCACAACUAUCAAUGAAUAAUGUUAAGAUCUUCCUGUUUCAACUGCUACGUGGGUUAGCUUAUUGUCAUCAGCGACGGGUCUUGCAUCGUGAUUUAAAACCUCAGAACCUUCUUAUCAAUGACCUCGGAGAACUAAAGCUUGCAGAUUUUGGCUUGGCUCGGGCCAAGUCUGUACCAACCAAGACAUACAGUAAUGAGGUUGUUACGUUAUGGUACCGACCUCCGGAUGUCCUCCUAGGGUCAACAGAGUACUCCACACAAAUUGAUAUGUGGGGAGUUGGUUGUAUAAUGUACGAGAUGAUCAGUGGACGACCACUUUUCCCCGGUGCCACGGUUGAAGAUGAACUUCACUUAAUUUUCCGUACUUUUGGCACGCCCACAGAAGCAAAUUGGGCUGGUAUUGGCAAUAAUGAAGAAUUUGGCCAGUAUUCCUUUCCUGCUCACACAGGAGAGCCACUACUGGCCAGGGCACCUAGGCUGGCUCAUGAUUCUGCAUUAGGGCUUCUAACAAAGUUCCUUUUGUAUGAAGCCAAGAAAAGGAUCUCGGCAGCAACAGCAAUGAAACACCCAUUCUUUGAGUCUUUAGGACAUACUAUACACACCCUCAAAGAUCAGGACUCUAUCUUCUCAUGCCCGGGAUUGAUGCUUACACGUGAUCACAACUACAAAGUGACUAAUGGCGGCCAAGCUAAAACACGACGCCAAAGUAUGCACUUCUGAACCCUACCUAAAAUACCUUCUCAUACAUUCUGGCUCAAGGACCAAUUGAAUGAAUUCAAAGAAUGAUUUUGCUCCCAAUUGGGGAAAAACAUUUACAUUUAAUCAAACUAAACUGACGUUAUUAAAUGUGAGACAAUUUGAUAUGGAAAAACAAUAGGAAGUUUGAUUUAAACUUUCCUGAAGAAACACUUAUGAGCUUCAUGAUAACUCCAAUUCAUGGAUUCCUCAUUACCAGGAAUAUCUCUGAAAAUGUGAAACACUGCUGUAUGCUGUUACUCGUAUUGAUCAGAAACUCGUCCAUUGAUAUUACCAUCAAGGGAUUGAAGCUUUGAUCAGACAAAGAGCUCUUUAUCCAAUUUAGUAAAGUGGUUUUGUGGGAGGAAGUUCUAGGUGUUCACUACUGUAUCAGUAGACUGUACUUUGCCAGUUUAGCAGGUUUCUAGAACCUUUAGUUCCAACAUUGUAGUAUUUCAAUUAUAUAUAGAAAUUUAACUUCAGAAAUCUUUUCAGUUUAUAUAUGGUUACUAGCCCCAUAAUACAAAAUUCAGAGUAGAACAAUUCAUAACUGGAUGGCUUUCAAGUAAUCACCUCAUCAUAAACUUGGUCAUGAAUUGUCGGUAGUUAUCUGCUGGUCAGAUUUUAAGACUACCAACUUCCAUGUGCGUGAUCACGUCUUCACUUACUGGAUGAAGAGGAUAUACAGUGUACAACAUGAUCAGGAUCCUAAUAUGUUGGAUUUCUGUCAUACAGUAUAUAUUUGCAAUGACGCAUGUGGAAUAACUCUGUGAUGAUUCGCUCAAUGUUCUAUAAAAAUUUAACUUACUGAUUACUCAUUCUUUUUCUUAGAAAAAAACCAAUAGUAAAUACUGUAAAAGUGGACAAUAACAUAUCAUUUAGAAAAGAAAAAAAGGGUUUUGAUUAUUGUGGAAUGUGAAGACUGGCAAAUGACUAAAGGGCAAUAAAGAAGUUCUUCAAGCUACAGCACUGAGUAUUCCACAGGGACAUGGAUCUCUUUAACAAUGAGCAGGAAAAUCUGUGAUUGGGUAAAAAUAGCAAAUUAUGCCCCAUUACUCUCAAGCUUCCCAACUUCAUUUUAACUACUGUAUGUGCAAUGUAUAGUACUUCAUUUUCAUAAUGUUGGAUACUUAGGCAAGUUUCAUGCAAGUGUCUCUCAUUCUUCAUUUUAUAUGGUUGCCAUAUAGGCUUUUCCUAAUUAGUUAAUAAUAUGUUGAAGAUUAUGUGAUAUAUGACUUAAUACUUUUUUGUUUUCUGUUUUGACACCUUGACAUUUAUUUUGAUAUAUCCCUUGUCCUUUGUCAAAUGAUUUCAUCCCAAGAAAUUCCAAUUCAGUAGGUUAUCUUGUACCUGAAGAAAUCUCAAUCUAUGUACCAGUGCGUUGGUACAAUCUAACCACUUCCUGGUUGUCAUCAGCUGCACACCUCAUUUGCAAUAACUCAUGGGUUGUUACCUUAUACAAUUGAGGUAAGAGUUGAGGGUGUAAAGUAAGAACACUUUGAGUACUUCCAUGCUCAAUUAUAGGUCUUUAGUAAUUGCUAGUCCCAGAUUGAGCAUACGAGAAGGUUUUCAGGCUUAGUUUACAAUUGCGUACUGUGUCAUGCUGGAGUAUAUCUAACGAAAACUCGGUUAUAUAAAUAAAAGGAUCAAGAAUGGAUUGAGGAGUCUGUCGUGGUGGAUGACUAACUAGACCAUAAGCAUUCCAAACAGUAAAAUGAAUUCCUACAUACAAUAUAAGCAUUUAAUUUACCUAUUUCCAUGCUCUUUAAGGAUGAUUGUGAAUAUUAUGUUUUGUGGUUUUAGGGAGUGCUGUAUAGAUCUCCUUUUGUAAAUUUUAACAUUUUCAUUGUCUACAAAUGAAUGUCAAAAUUAAGAUUUCAUGUUAAAUUUGGGUUGACUCUACCCUGAAUCCAUUGUAUGAUAUGAGGUCAGAUAAUGACAGUUUACAACUGUGAUAAAAAAAAUUAUAUUUACAUACAACUUUGGCUGUCCAAGGAACAACUUUACAGAACAUUGUAUAAUCUCAAAUAUCAGAUUUAUGUAAGUAUUGAUACCCUAUAAAUCUUAAUGAUAACUGAUGUAUCAGAGUCUUUGACUUUAUCACCAUAAAGUAGACCCAAGAGAAUUCAGUCCAAACCCUGAAAUUUCAGCUUAUCUAAAUAAAAUCAGUAUAGUAUUUUUAACUCGCUGAAACCAUAAAAAAAACUUGACACAACAAUCAGGACUAUAGGCGUCAAUACAUUUACUUGUAUGGCUUGUAACUGAUGAUCAUCAAACAAUCUCUGUCUCUCUUCUUUCUUCUCUCUGCUUAUAUUUGAGCCAACUGUGGAUUGGUCCAACAACUCACAAUAUUUCAAAUAUUAUUAAACACAUACUUCAUAAAACAAAGAAAACACCUCCAUAUUAGUUUGCCAUGUACUGUAUGUUUAGAAACGAACCGAUUCUAUUUUUGAACAGGUGUCGACUAUGACUAUAAUGUAUAUUUUCAACUAUUUCUAUCAUAGGUUGAAGAACAGCAUGACAUUGUGUCAAUGAUGUGUCCAAAAUGAAUAAAGAAAACUUAAAAUGAA
Messenger RNA from Homarus americanus (American lobster), 4833 nucleotides. RefSeq names its product cyclin-dependent kinase 17-like. Gene Ontology annotation, cellular component: cytoplasm; nucleus. The transcript has 10 exons. Gene Ontology annotation, biological process: protein phosphorylation. The record is from RefSeq and is a predicted model, not a curated record. Bases 827 to 2248 code for a protein of 473 amino acids. NCBI's taxonomy places the organism in Eukaryota, Metazoa, Arthropoda, Malacostraca, Decapoda, Nephropidae. Gene Ontology annotation, molecular function: ATP binding; protein kinase activity.